Stomoxys calcitrans (stable fly) is the source of this 5037-nucleotide messenger RNA. RefSeq names its product homeobox protein araucan (gene mirr). NCBI's taxonomy places the organism in Eukaryota, Metazoa, Arthropoda, Insecta, Diptera, Muscidae. The record is from RefSeq and is a predicted model, not a curated record. Gene Ontology annotation, molecular function: DNA-binding transcription factor activity, RNA polymerase II-specific; RNA polymerase II cis-regulatory region sequence-specific DNA binding. Gene Ontology annotation, cellular component: nucleus. Gene Ontology annotation, biological process: regulation of transcription by RNA polymerase II; neuron differentiation; cell development. The transcript has 5 exons. Bases 698 to 2767 code for a protein of 689 amino acids.
GUUACGCAGAUUGUUCGUUCGUGUCGUCCGUUUGUUUUCCACACGCCGAGACACCGAGUAGCAAGAAAAAAAUUCCAUAUUCACCAAGAAAAAAAUACUACGCCACACUCUCAUACACACACGUAUGAAACGCAAUAGCGUGCUUUAAGGAAAACUAGUGUGAAACGUAUCGUCAUAGCCGCCGCCGCCGUAGCCGCACAAUACAAGUUUUAAAUGAAAAUAUCGUAAAUUCUUCUAUUGAAAAAGAAUUAAAAAAAAACCAGGAUUUAUUACAAAAAACGGAAACAAAACAACAAAAUUCACCAAAGAUUAUCAAGAAAAUUUGUGCAUUAUUAACUGAGAAAUAAAUAAAAAAAAAAUCUAAAGCUGCCCUGCAUUUGUGGAUUUACCGCCGGCAAACGGUUGUUAAGUUAUUUUUAAUUAAAAAAAAUAAAUAAAAAAAAAUCAAGUGAUUUGUUAUACAACCCAAGGCAGAAGAAGAAGAAUUUUUGUGUUUCUAUGCUUUUCUGCAGAAAAAUAUUGAAAUGUUAAUUACAAAUUUUUAAAAAAUCUUUUUUUUUCUGUUAAAAAAAAAGAAAGAAAACAAAGUGUUCUGCAAGCUAUCAAAGCUUUGUGUCUGGUGGAGUCUUUGAAUAUUUUUUUUUUGUACUGAAAAUUUCUGGUUUUGUGUGAAGCAUCCGAAACUCCACCCAAUUAAAUGACAGUGCACAGUAAUGACAGUGGUGUGUGUUUAGUAAUGAAUGCCGUUUCAACUCGACCAAGUGCAUCGCCCACCUCAACACAAACACCUCUGCACCAACAAAGCCUGCAAACCCAACCAACUAAUCUAAGUACCACCAACCAUCACACAAAUCAUACGGCGUCAUCACUGACCCUCAACGCCACAGCCGUUGCCGCCGCCGCCGCUGCAGCAGCCGCUGCUGCCGUUGUUGCCGCCGUGCCGUCAUCAACCGCCUCAUUAACCACGCCCUCUGUUGCCAACGCAAUGGCAGUCACGUCAACAGUACCGCCGGGCGCGCGUUCCAUCUCACCCGCCACACCAUACAGCACCUCCUCGUCGGCGUUAUCCUCAACGGGGCCAGGUUCCGCAGCCGCCGGCCCUCCACCGCCUACAUCAGUAUUACCUGGACCAUUGGCUCCGGGUUCGGCGGGAGCGCCGCCACCACCACCCCUACCCGGUGCACCAGGCUCGGGCCCUGGUUCGGGAAGUCGUUGUUGUGAUACGGGUCGUACGAUUUACACAGAUCCCGUUAGUGGUCAAACAAUAUGCUCCUGCCAAUAUGACAUUUUAAGCUAUCAAAGACUAGCCGCUGCCGGAGGUUUAGUUGCCGGUCCCGGUGGUGUGCCCAUGGGUGUAUAUCCAGAAGGCAUGUCAGCGUAUCUAACGGGUAUGGGUGCUGAACAGCCACCGUUCUAUGCGAAUCCGGGUGGCUUGGAUUUGAAAGAAAAUUUGGUGGCCGGUGGAGCCCCUUGGCCUUAUCCCUCAGUAUAUCAUCCCUAUGAUGCUGCCUUUGGUUAUCCCUUUAAUAGUUAUGGCAUGGAUUUAAAUGGUGCCCGCCGAAAAAAUGCCACACGAGAAACAACAUCUACACUUAAGGCUUGGCUCAAUGAACACAAAAAGAAUCCUUAUCCCACAAAAGGAGAAAAAAUUAUGCUGGCAAUUAUAACGAAAAUGACAUUGACACAAGUGUCGACGUGGUUUGCCAAUGCACGCAGAAGACUGAAGAAAGAAAAUAAAAUGACCUGGGAGCCACGCAAUCGAGUCGAUGAUGAUGAUUGUAACUUAGAUGAUGAUGAUCACAAAAGUACCGAUGAUAAUGAUGUUUUAGAUGCCAAAGACUCUGGCUUGGGCUCCAAUGAGGACAAGGAGCAUCGUUUACCCGGUGAGGGCAAUAACAGUGAAUGGUCUGGUUCCCGCCCCGGCUCUCCCAAUGGUUCUCCCGAUUUAUAUGAUCGACCUGGAAUGAUGCCAGGCGGUGGUCAUCCUCUCUUCCAUCCCGCCGCUUUACAUCAUUUUCGGCCACCAGCAGGUUCGCCACCAGACAUUGCAGCCUAUCACCAUCAUCAGCAACUGAUACAACAGCAUCAGCAGGCCCAGCAGAAUUCUUUGCAUGCUGUGGGAGGAGCGCCCAGCAGUACCGCUAGUCUAGUGGCUAAGCCUCGCAUUUGGUCGCUGGCCGAUAUGGCCUCCAAGGAUGCCAACAAAGAGUCAGGCAACAAGGACAGUCCCCCGGGUAGUGAUUUGCCACCAACACACCCUGCAUUCUAUGGCCAUCCGGGCCAACAUGCUAGUCCUGGGAAAAUUCUCUCUCCUUUGGCGGCUAGAAUACCAAAUUACUCGCCCUAUGUGAGACCAGAUUUGUAUAGAGGUUUCUAUGGCCCAGCGGCGGCAGCAGCUGCUCAUUUAGGUGCCCCCUCACAAGAAUUUCUGGAACACCAAAGAACAUUUGGCGCCAGUCUGGCGGCCCACAAUGGUCUCGGCAUGAAUCCCUUGCUGUGGAAGGCCGCAGUCACGGGGGCAGGAGGACCACACUUUAACCCGCUUAGUUUAACCACAGGACAUCCCCACAAUCCCGCCCAUCAAGUACCACCCUCGGGGGCCUCACCAUCUGGCUCUAGCACUACUUCAUCCAUGGGUUGUGAUGUGGUGCAAACACCACCCUCCAGUCAGCCUAGCUCCCAUCACAACAUAGGACCCAUAUCCCAUAAUUCCAAUUCAUCCUCCUCCUCUACGAACUCGGACAAAUUGUCACCUGGUAAACCAUGACAAACACGUGCAGAGUCACCGGCGCCCCAUGCAAAUACAGCGACGACACCUACAGCAAAUAACGGCGGCAAACCAAAUAAUCUGGCUACAACCUCACCUCUCUCAGCAUUUCGCUCUUUAAUUGCCUUCAGGGAGCAGCAUUUACAACAGCAAACACCCAAACUCUCAUUGAGGCCCUAAGAUGUUAGCAAAAGGAAGCAAGUAUGACGAAGAAAAAAAAAGAAAUAAAAUAUUUUGGACAAUAAUUUAAAAUGUGAUGAGAGAAAAAACUAAGGAAAACAAAACAAAAAAAAAAAACAUAAUACGGAAAAACCAUUUAUUUUAAAUUUUAACAAAGACAGGGUUGUUGGUGUAAGCAAAACACCAGAACAAAAGGGGGUGUCUUUAGCACAGCCACAUUGCUAGCAGUUGCUGAGAGUAAACGAAAACAGAGUUGUUUCAAGGCCAUGGCAGCAAAACAAAAACACAGAGAUGUUAUUCAGAGAAAACACUUAUGCAAACAGAGCUUAUAGAGUAAUUUAAACCAGAGAAGACUACACAAAUAAAAAGAUGUUUUUCUAAUUUGGUGUUGAAGAGAGUGAGCGAAAGAGAGAAGGAUAAAGAAGAUUUCUCUUAAGAAAUCCCUUACAUGUAAUAAACUGUAAAUAGCCGAAGUCGGGAAGAUGCGCCACGGGUUGGCAGAGCAGGGUUAUAUAUGGAAAAUUAAACCAACAUAUCAAGGCAAAGAGCGUACAGAAGGCAGCCCAUUAGAUAAUGCCCAAGCUGGUGAAAUUUCAAUGAAUGUAUUUUUUUAACAUAAUUUAUAGGUUGUUUUUUAUGUUUUAAGUUUUAAAUGUUUUUAUGUUUUUCCUAUUAUUUGAUUUUGAUAUAAAACCCAUUUUUAAGUAAAAAAAAAACAAUUUGUUCCUGUAUAAAAAUAUAAUUUCAGAUUUAGUAAAACAUAGGCGGCGGCAUGACAAUGCACAGCAUAUAGGUAUUUAUUUAAAAAUAACAAUAACCAGAAAAGCACAAAUAAUGAAUGACUUCAUAUAAAAGGAAAAAAGGAAAUUAAAAAAAAAAAAAUUAAAUUAAUCCCUAAAAAUUUUUCAAGUGUAAUAUGAUGAUGAUGAGCAUAUAAUAAUAGAAGUAAUAGUAUAACAUAAAGAUUAGCAAGUACUCGUUAUUAUAAGUCGGCUGUAAAAUGUGUAUAUAAAGAAAUUAAGAAAAACAACAAAACUUAUUAAUUAUAACAAUUAUCAUUAUUACUUAUAUACAAUAUUAUUAUGAUUAUGAUUAUUGAUAUAGAACACAACACAAAAGAAAACAUAAUUUUGUAAAAUUUAGUAUUAAUAAUAAACAAACAGAGAAAAUUAUUUGAAAAAUAAAAAAAACUAACAAUAAAUUAAAGCAUAAAAAAAGAUAGCAUAAAUAAAAAUGUAAGCCUCAAACUGAGAAUCCAAACCCUCCCCCCUCCAAACCCCAUAAAUGAAUAAAACAAUAAAAGAAAAACUGUUGCUAAAAUAAAAUAAAUAAAAAAAAAACUUUGUAUAUUUCAAAAAACCAAACAGGCCGCAGACAAAAAGAUAAGAACAGUUGGAAAACAAGCAAAACAAUAAUCAUGAAUGUAAGUACUUAUGUGUAAAAAAAAAUAAAUAUUUCAUAAACAAAAACCAAAAGUUAUAGCAAUAAAAAUUAAUGAUUUUGUAAGUAGUCAGAAACACCCACAGACAGAAUUUUACACACACAUGCAUUAAAGAUACAAAAACACCCAUAGAAGAAAGCUCAAAAUAUAAAACGAAAAAAAAAACAUGAAACAUUAAAAAUUAUAACAGAAUUUAAACAGAAAGAAAACUGGAUAGAAACAGAAAUACGCAAUUACCUGGUCCCACAAUCCCACAAACCAACACCUCAACCAUAUUAGCUACCAUUCAUCCCCUAGAUCCCAAUUCCCAAAACUUGACCACAUACACCAAAAUAAUUUAUCAGACAGAUAUUUAUUGCAAAUAUUAUAUCUGUUUGAUAAUAAAAAAAAAAACAACAUCAAACACCAACAUACAUACACACAAGUAUAUCUAAAAAUCUUACAAAUUAAUAAACCCAUAAAAUAUAUAUACUUAUAAAUAUAAAACAGAAACAAUUACAAACAUACAAAAAACACAGACAUGCAAAACAAAAAAAAAUGUUAAUAAAUUAUAUGAUAACAACAAAUAAUAAUGAUAUACAAGAAAACAAAAAAGAAGAAAACCGAAAAAAAAAACAAAACUUAGUUGCAAUAUGAGAGAAUGAAAGAU